CUGUUUUUCAGUUUCCAGCGGGUUUUUUGGAGGCCAGUGGCAUGAAAUCCAUCCUCAGUACUGGACCAAGUACCAGGUGUGGGAGUGGCUCCAGCACCUCCUGGACACCAACCAGCUGGACGCCAGCUGCAUCCCUUUCCAGGAGUUCGAUGUCAAUGGCGAGCACCUCUGCAGCAUGAGUCUGCAGGAGUUCACACGGGCGGCGGGGACGGCGGGUCAGCUUCUCUACAGCAACCUGCAGCAUCUCAAGUGGAAUGGCCAGUGCAGCAGCGACCUGUUCCAGUCCACACACAAUGUCAUUGUCAAGACAGAACAAACUGACCCUUCCAUCAUGAACACAUGGAAAGAAGAAAACUAUUUAUAUGGCACCAACUAUGGUAGCACAGUAGAUCUGUUGGACAGCAAGACGUUCUGUCGGGCCCAGAUCUCCAUGACAAGCACGGGUCACCUUCCUGUCGAGUCACCUGAGAUGAAAAAAGAGCAAGACCACCCUGCAAAGUCCCACACCAAAAAGCACAAUCCACGAGGGACUCACUUAUGGGAAUUCAUUCGUGAUAUCCUCCUGAACCCAGACAAGAACCCAGGGUUAAUCAAGUGGGAAGACCGAUCUGAGGGCAUCUUCAGGUUCUUGAAAUCAGAGGCUGUGGCCCAGCUAUGGGGCAAAAAGAAGAACAACAGCAGCAUGACCUAUGAAAAACUCAGCCGAGCGAUGAGAUAUUACUACAAAAGAGAAAUUCUGGAACGUGUAGACGGACGAAGGCUGGUAUAUAAAUUUGGGAAGAACGCACGUGGAUGGCGAGAAAAUGAAAACUGAACCUGCCAACACUUUGAACACAAACCCAAACAUUCCCCAAAUGAUAGCAAGCCAAGAGCUCCUGGACAUAAGUAUUCCAAAGACUACUUUUCUCUGAUAUUUAUGUACCUUGAGGGGGAAAAACAUCCACUUCUAAUCGGAAGAAGGAACACUACAGUUGAUAAAAUUAUUUUGUUACUUUGAAGUAUGUCCUAUAUGGGGAACAAACGUACACAGUUUUCUGUGAAAUAUGAUGCUGUAUGUGGUCGUGAUUUGUUUUUGCCGCUAUUGUGAAGUUCCUUUCCACUGCAAGAAGAGCAGGAUUUGUAGCCUUGUGCUUCUUGCUAAGAGAAAGAAAAAAAAUUAGAGGGCAUUAAAUGUUUUUAUAUGCAAAAUGAUUAGGAGAAGGUGAUGUGUCCUCUGCACAUGAGCAUCCAUGUGGCCUCAUCAGGAGAGGCGGGUGGGGUUGCUAGGAUGAACUCCAAGGUCUCAGGUUGACAGGAUGAACCCAAGGAUGCUGGGAAGUUUAACUUGACCUUUAGGAGCCAGUGAGUGGAGCAUGAAGACUUCCAAAAUCCAAGUGGACUAUAAUCACUGAGUAAUCACAUGACUUGCAAUGCUUAAAUCAGCAAGAAUAAUGGUGAAGGCUUUCUACUCAUUCAAGAAUGAUUUACCUGAUGCCAACGCUGUCUCUCUCCCACCCUCUUCGAUGACUGGGGAAAAAAUCUUCAAAUGCCAUCUCUGCUCACUUCUAGGUAUUUAAGAGAGGCUCUAACCUUGCUUGUUUUUAAUCCCAAUUGUUCGAAAAUAAAUGGGAAAAAGGAGGUGGUGAUGAGUUUGCUUUUGUAUUCCUAUAGCCCAUCAAUUCUCGAUUAGCAAAAUGGACAUUUUGGGCUGAGUAAUUCUUUGUUGUGCAUUAUUUGGCUGUCUUGUGCAUUGUGGGAUGUUUAGCAGUAUCUGUGACCUUUACCCACUGGAGGCCAGUUGCACUCUUAUCCCUAAAGUUGUGACAUUUUCAGACAUUGCCAGAUUUCCCUUGAGGGGCAAAAUUGUCCUUGAUUGAGAACCACUGAUGUAGUCUGCCGAGAUGAAGAUGGUGAUUUACUCUCAGAACAAAAAUAUGCAUAGAUCUUUCAUUCCCUAGAGUGAAGUAAAAGCAAGACUCCAAAGUCAACCAAUUUUUAAGUUCUAAAAUAUUAGGGACAAUGGGAAUAUUAGAAAUGGGAAAUCUAGAGGUUCCAAACCCCAGAUGAGAGCCAAAGUCAGAUAAAUUAAACACAGUAAUAGCAAGAAUUAUAAUAGAAGACAUUUCACUAGAAUGACAAAGCAGAGUAAAAAUUACAUUGCAAAAGGAAAUGCUGAGAGAAGAAUUGGGUGGGGGGAGUGGAGAGAGAGAGAGAGAGAGAGAGAUCCAGGGAAAAUCUUUCCUCUUUUGGAUAAUCUCUUUCCCGUCUUAUCUGGACUCCUCCCAAAGUGAAUGGUGUGUUGCCUAGAUUUGUGUCUACAGGAUUUUUUUUUUUUUUUUAAAGACAGAGAAAAGAAAGGUAGAUGGAAGAGAAACAGAAAGCCCAGCUCAGGAGCUACGGUCAGUAAGACGUUGGGGAUUUCUUCAGUGGAAUUGUUCUGGGGUGUUCUGGUGUCACUGGGGCCUGAAGCCUGGGAGGAGCAUGAGACUGUAGACACUUUGAAAAUGGGUUAGAACACCUAGAUCCCUUUUGCACCUUUUCUUUCUGGCUCCCCAUGUCCUUGGCUUUCUCCUCCCUUUUGCCUCUCUAUCUGGAGCCAUAAUAUGGGAAGGGAGACAGCUAAUCUCAUCAACGAAUGGAGCACCUACCACUGUGUCUUACCCAACGAAGGUGAGCAAUUCAUAGUCAGAGGUUGCAAAGUAUUUGUAAUGUAUUCAGAAGGUUGGAAGUAAGAAUUAAGAAUUUGUCCUGAUUAUGAGAGCCAUUAUGGAUGGUAACCUUGGAAUGGCAGCUUAGUGAGAUGAUCUUCUGAAGGUACAACCAAGUCCAUUUGUAUUUCUGCCUGGCUUGGUCACCUCCACAGAGGUGUUAUUUGGUGUUGUCAAGUAACAGUUACUGAGGGAACUGAGAGAAAUAACAAUGAGCAACACAGACCUAAAGCAUGCUGCAUAAAAAGACACACCUUGCUUUCCCAGCAUUUUACUAUGUUUCACUCAGAACAAAUUAAACAUCCAAAUAUCUGAAUUGGUGUAAACGUAUGAAUGUUUGUGUGUCUGUGAGCAUCUGAAUCGUGUGGAGUUAUUAGGGACGUCUGCUAAUUCGCUCUCUGCUCUUUCUUCCCUGGCUUUGCCUGUUCAUCACCCAGGGGGCCUAGAUCCUUCCCUGAGCUCACCCUUCUUAAACCUGCAAGUUUCUCACAUUCCUCCAAUUUGGCCUUGGCUCUUUCUGCACCCUCCCCAUCGAUGAGCAAUUUCUACUAGGUAGUAAGUAAAUCUGGGGAGUACCGAUUGGAACAGUUCUGCAGAUAAUUAACAGAUUGUGCUAUUUGUUGAAAGUGACGGUUUCUUGGCACCCAGUUCCUGCUUAAAUAGGCUGGAGUAUUAAGUUCUCAGCAUAUCUCUCUAUUGUCUUGGCUUGAGUUGAUGCAUUUUCUAUGUGCUGUUCGUGACUUGGAGAACUCAAGGUAAUUGAGCCAUGCCAACUUGGGGUGUGAACAGAAUACUUCCCACCACAGUGUUGCAAGGGAGAGCAAAAUCCCAGAGAUAAGCCAGCAUCAGGUGAAGCGUCCCCCCCGCCCCCCGCCCCGCCCCACCCAGUCUCUUGGGGACUCACAGCUUCUCACUCAAGAAGCUUAUCUGUGUUGGAUGCUCACAAUGUCCCUAAACCUGGUCUCCUUGAGCUCUCAAGGCUUAGGCUCUAAUUUGCCAUUUUCAUGGGAAUCUGAGGCAGGAAAUGUGUUGCUAAGACUUCACCAGAUGCACAUAAUCUGAGUCUCCUGGAUAUGUGACUUGAUGAAAUUUGAGCAAGGUCCUGGAUCCCAGAGACAUACAUCCACAGCUUCUUGAACUUGCCUUCUGAACAGGGCAGACCCACGUGAUGAGUUUUCCUUUGAACAUGCUGGUCCUUCCUCAAAGUUCUUGCCUUGCUAGACUGUAAGCUCUUGGAGGGCAGGGACUAUAUCUUAUCCAUAUUGUUUCCCAGCACCUAGCAUGGGCUAGGUCCUUGAUAAAUAUGUGUUGACUUAAUGAAUGAAUGUCUUCUGGAAGACUUCUCCAUAUCCAUAAUCGGGAUGUGAAUCAUUUCUUCACCAGAAUAAGAGCACAAUGGCCAAAACUUCAAGAACAUAUUAUGGGUUAGAUGAACAUUCUACUGCGAGACUUUUUACUUUGCCUUCCUACUUGUCCUAAAAUGAAACCAAACAGACAGGUUGUUUGGUUCCACAAGUCAAGAUAUAUUGGAUGAGAAUUCUGUUGCCUUAUUAGGAGCUGUGAGACUUAUCUGGUACGAGAAGCCAGUAAUGGACCUUUAAACUGUUUCAACCAAUGAAGAUUAUGAAUGUGUUUAUAUGAUGUACAUUGCUAUUUAAGUGUAAAGCAGUUCUAAGUUUUAGUAUUUGGGCGUUGGUUUAUAUAUAUAUUUUUGUCUUUUUGAAAAAAGGGAUCUUUUGAUAAGGUUAGUCAUGCAUGUUAGAUCUUAAUUUUGCAAGUGUGUUGUCUUUCAAAUCUAUAAAAUAGAGGAAAAGGUAAAAUAGUAAGAGGGAAAGGCAAUUAUCUUAUUCUUUUAUUGUUAAAAAAAGCAUUUUUUUCAUGGAGCCAUCUAUGUGAGGAGCUUCUUUAAUUCUACAGAAUGUAAGAGAUGUUCCACAUGACCCUAUUGCAUGGAUACAUGCGGUGUGAAAGAAGGAACAGCACAGCAAUCACAAUAUCAGAGCUGAAUUAACUUCAGCAUUGGUUCUCAGGAUGCCUUUUCUGGAAUAGGAGAUAGAGCACUUAAUAAAAACCCAUCAAGACUGUGCCUUAUGAACCACUGAAAUGUAUAAGCCCUCACAAGUUUAGCUUAAUUGGGAUUAAUCUUUCUGUAGCAAUCUGCAUAAUUCUUGCUUUUCUCCCCAUUUGGCUUCUGGGUUGACAAUUUGUGGGAAACAAUCCUACUGCCGCUAUUUUUUUUUUUUUAAAUCAGAAAUCUUGCCCUUUAAACUAUGUGAAAUUCAAACUGAGUAUUUUUAUUUUAUGAAAGAAUUAUAUUUUUCAAAGUAUGGGGUUUUUUUUGUUGUUGUUGUUUGAUGGGUCCCAGAAAACACUAAUAAAAACCAGAGA
Molecule: messenger RNA, 5075 nt
Organism: Mirounga angustirostris (Northern elephant seal)
Lineage: Eukaryota; Metazoa; Chordata; Mammalia; Carnivora; Phocidae
Gene: EHF
Product: ETS homologous factor
Exons: 7
Coding region: 176-814 (212 amino acids)
Biological process (GO): cell differentiation; regulation of transcription by RNA polymerase II
Cellular component (GO): nucleus
Molecular function (GO): DNA-binding transcription factor activity, RNA polymerase II-specific; sequence-specific DNA binding
Source: RefSeq, a predicted model, not a curated record